CAACUUCUAAUCCCCAGCGUACUUCUCAAGAUGAUACAAACUCACUUCUUUCCACCGUAUGGACAACCUUCCGUCGUAUUACAAAUAACAUAAUUGUAAGCAAUAAUUCAGAAUCUUCUCUUAAUGAUAAUACUCCUUAUUCCUCUACUCCGUCCUUUGGAUCUUCUGGCUGUACACAUAAGGGUGGUUUGGCUUCGAUUAUCACAGGAUCUGGAGAAAGUUAUUACCCUUAUGAUG
Racocetra fulgida is the source of this 237-nucleotide messenger RNA. The record is from the annotation of a GenBank genome assembly. NCBI's taxonomy places the organism in Eukaryota, Fungi, Glomeromycota, Glomeromycetes, Diversisporales, Gigasporaceae.